AUGAAAGACAAUAGACGUGUGCUUCAAGUGCUGCUGACAUUGCUCGCAACUCUGCAGCUGAGCAAGCAGUAUUGCUAUCUAAUGAAACCCUUGAAUUUCACGGUGUGGGACACGCCCAACUAUGGACUGGAGAUGAAACUGUAUGAGAAAAACAAUUCGUUGUCAUCGGUGACAACGGUGCGCAAAGAAGUCCCCAUACCACUGUGGCAUCUGGUGCUCGUCCAACAUCCGAGCAGGCGACGCGCCAAUCGCCUCGAACAGCCGCGAACUCUGUACAAUUCAUCGGUGAAGACCUGCGAAUUCUGGAAGUACAUACGACGUGUGAAUGCGUGGAAUAAUGCGGCAAAGCUGAUGCUCUCCGGUGCGGGGAGCAACAUGAGUUUGGCCUGUCCGCUGAAGACGGGCGUGUAUACGAUGAAUGUGAUUCAGAUACCGCCCGAUACGGCGAUAUUGAAGUUCAUGUAUCAACCGAACACCAUCUAUUCCAUACGUGGCACUGUCCAUUCCCUCAAUCCCAAGGACGGCGUCAGUCGUCAUCCCAUCUGUCAUUACGAGGUGAACGCAACCAUUUACAAGACGUGUUGAGCUGACG
This is a messenger RNA of Drosophila albomicans, 592 nucleotides long. RefSeq lists its product as uncharacterized. The transcript is spliced from 2 exons. The record is from RefSeq and is a predicted model, not a curated record. NCBI's taxonomy places the organism in Eukaryota, Metazoa, Arthropoda, Insecta, Diptera, Drosophilidae. The coding region runs from base 1 to 585 and encodes 194 amino acids.